Molecule: messenger RNA, 1251 nt
Organism: Vicia faba (fava bean)
Lineage: Eukaryota; Viridiplantae; Streptophyta; Magnoliopsida; Fabales; Fabaceae
Source: the annotation of a GenBank genome assembly
AUGCCUUUUGGGUUAUCAAAUGCCCUUAGUACUUUCACGAGGUUGAUGAAUGAGGUUUUACGCCUGUUUAUUUGUUACGUCAUAGUGGUUUAUUUUGAUGAAAGCACUUUCAUGAGGUUGAUGAAUGAGGUUCCGCGCCUGUUUAUUGGUUAUGUUGUUGUGGUUUAUUUUGAUGACAUUCUAACUUAUAGUUUUGUUGUUUGUGAAAAAGUGAUUCAGGUUGAUGAAAAUAAGGUGAGUGCUAUCAGCGUUUGGCCUGCACUUAAAUAUGUGACUGAGGGGGUUCGGCUAUGCAUUCCUUGCUCAUAUUUAAGAGAGAAGUUAUUUCAAGACCUGCAUGGUGGUGGUCUUAGCGGUCAUGUGGAUAGAGAUAAAACCAUUACUAGCCUAAAAGAGAGAUAUUAUUGGCCACACUUAAGGAGAUACGUUGGUGCUAUAAACAAGAGGUGUUAUACUUGUCAGUUUUCUAAAGGCCAGACUCAAAAUACUGGUCUUUACACGCCUUUACUUAUUCCUGACAAUAUUUGGCAAGAUUUAGCCAUGGAUUUUGUGUUGGGCUUGUCUUAUAUGCUGCGAGGUGUAGAUUUUACGUUUGUUGUAUUAGACAGAUUCUCCAAGUUGACACACUUUAUUGCAUUUACUUUAGACAGGGAUACCAAAUUUAUUAGUCGUUUCUGGAUUACUCUAUGGAGAUUUCUUGGAACCUCGUUGAACAUGAGUUUUAUAGCUCAUCCUCAAAUAGAUGGACAAACUGAGUGUUGUGCACUCAGCUAUAGGGAAAUCACCAUUUCUCUGAUUUAUACUUCUGUCCCUAAGUGCGUGGUUGAUUUGGUUAAGUUGCCUAAGACACCUGGAGUUAGUACGACUUCUAAAAAUAUGGUUGAGGAGCUGGUAGUUGUUAAAGAAGGUGUUAAAGCUAAGUUAGAGGCUAUUGAGCAGAAGAAUAAAACAAAUGUUGAAAAACAUAGGAAGGUUAACGUUUUCAAUGUUGGAGACGAUAUUAUGGCGUUUCUGUGUAAGGAGAGGUUCUUAAUCAUUACUUACAACAAGUUGAAACCACGCAAGUAUGGCAUGCUCAAGGUGACCCGAAAGAUCAAUGAUAAUGCUUAUGUGGCAACUCUCCUAGAUUCCAUGAAUAUAUCCAAUACUUUUAAUGUUGUUGACAUUCAUGAAUAUGAAGUCGAUGAGGCUCUUUAUCAAGAAGAGAACUCGGAGUCGAUUUCUUCAGACGUGGGAGAGACUGAUGUAUGA